Molecule: messenger RNA, 3796 nt
Organism: Naegleria gruberi
Lineage: Eukaryota; Heterolobosea; Eutetramitea; Acrasida; Naegleriidae
Product: ANK domain-containing protein
Exons: 2
Coding region: 1-3606 (1201 amino acids)
Molecular function (GO): protein binding; lipid binding
Source: RefSeq, a predicted model, not a curated record
AUGAGUAAUGAUGAUUCUCUGAUAACAUCAAUGCCAACGUCAUCAUUGACAAGCUGCAGCGGCACAGAAGGCAAUAUUUCGUCUGCUAUUCCUGACGAUUCCUCGAGUAGUAAAGGAGGCGAAUCUUCUUCCUUAUCACCUAAUCAUCAUCAUGUUGACGCUAUGAAAAAACUUGAUUGUUCACAACAUCAUGAUGAUAAUUCAGAAUCUUCUUCCAUUCCAACAACAACAACAACAACACCAACAACAAUAAUCAAUAGAACUAUAAAGGACGUAUCAGCAGCUGUUCUCUAUCAAAGUGUUUCAACUUCAUUGGAAGAUAUGAAUGGGAAUAAUUUAAUAGAACACCAAUCAUCGUCCAAUUCAUCCUCUUCCUCAUCGAUUGUCACGGAAUUGGGUGUUGUCUAUCCAAUAUCAUCAUCAUCAUCAACACUUUCAUCAUCACAAAAUGAUGAAAUUAAUAAUAACAAUAAUUCAUCAUCAGCAACAAUUGCAUCAUCAUCAACAGCCCUAACAUCCAAUACAACUAGCACGAGGAAACCACUCGUUAUUACUUCAUCCUUGCCAACUCCACCCUCCGAAAUUAGUCUUCUCAAUCAGGUGGCUUCUAAUCAUGAAAAUCAGGAAAGUUCUAAUCAUUCAAAUCCUCACAAUAGUAUGAGUGAUAUAAGUACGAGAAGUACCACAGAGGAGAAUGUCUUUCCUCAUUCACAGAUAGAUCCCUAUGAUUUGGGAAUUACAUCUUCCGGAAGAAAGAUUAGAGAUUCUCUCAUUAUUUGCUCGGGUCCAACUACAAGUAGUACUGUAUUACCAUUUUCAACUCUUUCACUUGCUAUUCAGUCCAAUAAGAGAAGUAGUACAUCAAGCACUACAAGUAGUACAGUUGGUGUUAAUACUAAUGGAGGAGUUACGAAUAGAAAGAAGGAUAAAAAUCCACCAGCUCAGUCAAUUGUUACAUCAACCCAACAAGUUGUGGUCAAUGUUACUCCUGUUAAUAAUGAUCCAAAACAUGAAUUAAUUACAAUGUUGCAUCGAUUGAUUUCUGAACAUCAAGUGGAAAAGUUGGAAAAAAUACUGAGAGAGGAAAAGAAGAAAGUUUCUAAUGAAGAUUCGAAUCAAUCAACAAAUGGAACGGGAAACAAUCAUGAAAAAACAUCUCCAGAACACUCUAGGACCAAUAGUGGUAGUAGCACUAAUAGUGUCAAUAGUACCAAUCAGACAACCAAUGAAUUACAGAAUGGAGCAGUCAGCUCGACCAACAUAGAACCAAAGAAGCAGUCACAACAACAGGAAACCACAAUUAGUGGAAAGUUUGACAUUGACUCUGAAUUUAUUUCAGAGCAAACAGGAAGAACUCUCCUAAUGACAGCCGUAGCUCAUGAAAAUAUCAAAAUUAUUCGUCUUCUCUGUGAGGAGUUUGGGGCCGAUUUGGAAUUUAGAGACAAGAGAGGUAGAACUGCAGUGUUUUAUGCUUGUAAUGUGAGUCCACAUAGAACUGCAGCCAUUCUUCAAUAUUUAAUUGGAGAGGGUGCAAACGUUAAUUUGCAGGACAAUGAAGACAAUUCUCCAUUCUACCUUUGCAUGGAAUCACAAAAUUUCCAAGCUGCUACUGUUUUAUUUGCUGAUGGUAAGGCCAAUGUCAAUACUCAAGUCGGCCCAGAGAAGAAUACACCAAUCCACAUUGCCAUCAAGAAGGAUUUAAUUACAAGUGUGCACUUCCUUGUAAAGAGAUGUAUGUGUGAUUUGACAAUUCCAAACUCGAGAGGAGAAACUCCAAUAUUUCUUGCUUUACAACACCCAGCCAUUCUGAAUCAAAUAUUGAUGGACCUGACCGAUAAGAAGGUGAAUACAGAAAUUUUCGAUGCCAACAAUUACAAACUCAAGGCAAUAGAAAUUGAAGAUGAAAAUAAGAAUAACUGUCUCCAUAUUUGUGCAGAAUUUGGAUAUAUUGAUUCAGUGGGUGAGAUUUUGAGUGUCCUCCCAGAGGAAAUUGUAAGAAGACUCAGCUCUUCACAAAAUAGAGAAGGAAAUACUCCUCUCCAUGUAGCAGUAGCACACAAUCAUCCAGAGCUAACAUUUGUACUUUUGUUUGUCAAUCCAGAUUGUGCCUUCUUCCAGAAUUCAGACUGGGAUACACCACUCCAUGUUGCAUUGAAACAAGGCAAUUUCAAAUCAGCCAGAAUAUUAUUCCCUCUUUCUAAAUAUUUAGAUUUACAAAAUGCUGAAGGUCAAUCAAUUCAAUACUUGGUACAACUCUUUGGUCAGGAAUUGAAACAAGAGGAUGACACUCUGAAAAAUUUAACGGAAGGCGAAUUCUACAAACCAGGAUCCUAUCAUUUUGAAACUUUACUUCAAGAUUUCUCGUUCAUUAGUAGAAUGAAAGAUUAUCUGGCAACCACCAAUCAACAGGACACAAUAACAUUCUUUGAAACUGUAAUGGAAUAUCAACUCGUACCAACAACUUCUCAACGAUAUGAAAUGGCAGAAAAGAUUGUUCAACAAUACUUUUCAGAUAAUUCUAAAGUCAAAUUCCUCAAACCAAAGAAGGAAGAAUUCAUUACCAAGUGGAAAGAAUACUCAAAGAUAUUUUGCCCUGCCUAUCUCUUUGAGACUAGUUUGGAUCUUGCUUUGGAUGAGAUGAGACAAACUCUCUUCCCAAAGUUUGUUGCUUCCAAAGUUUUCAAGAAAUGGGUCGAGAACAAAUCCAAGUCAGAUCCUACUUUCUAUCUGAGAUUCCUAAAACGUGAGUCAACUCCACAGGAACAAGAAAAAUCCGACUCAAAUCCACUCAAUCUCUUUGAGGAAACUCUACAGGAAGAACAAGAAAAUGAGCUCAGAAAUAGAAAAACCUGUAGCAAGUGUGGAGAUGUUCUAUUGGAUCCAACUGAUCACCUAUUUAUCAAUAGCGAUUUUGAUACGGCCAUUGAUCAGUCUAUGGAAUUUGUUGGAUGGUCACAAUUAGAAUCUGAUCAAACUCUGGGAAAGGUGUAUAUUAGUCCAAAGGGUGCUCACAUUCACUUGGAUAGCAAGAAGAAAUAUACUGCUGUGAAAUUCACUGGACACUUGGAAUAUUCCAAUCAUUCUGUUUUCAACAUGUGGAUAGAUCCUGAAUAUUUGUGCAUGAGAGAUCCAACCAUUUUAACAUCCAAGCAAAUUGACACUGCCUCAAGUAGACAUUUCUACAGUGUCAUUUACCAUGAUAUUUAUUCAAUGGCUUGGCCAAACUCAAAUCGUGAUUUCCUCACAGCCAUGUGUUGCACAUACAGACCUAAUACUAACACAUAUAUUUGCCUCCAAAAAUCAGUAGCUCAUCCAAAAUGUCCAGAAAAUUCCAAACAAGUAAGAGCCAAGAUCAAAUCUCUGUUUAUCGUAGAAAGAAUCAAUGACACUCGUAGUAAAUACACAUACCAAGUUGUCACUGAUUUUGGAGGAUUCCUUGGUUCUGAUUUUUAUGCCAACAUGACAAGAGACAGAGGAAACUUUUUCCAUCUCUUACUUUCUAGAACUGUUAAAGCACGUGAACUAUCAGGGAAAGGUAAACCAGAAAAUGGUGGAUUAUUGGAAAGUUUAGACUAUUACAUUGCUCACUCUCAAAACAAUGAGUAAUUUUACUGUUAUUGAGGCAAAUAGAAUUCUUGAAUAUUUGUCAUAGUUAAUAGAGAACAACACUGCUCAAAUCCAAUAACCUUCCAACAAUCGAUUCCAACAAUAUGACUUUCGGAAGAGGAAAACACACUCCGUUCUUCUCCGUGUUUAUUUUUGUAAAGAAGGCCAAAAUUAAAAAUUUGAUUUUUUU